This is a messenger RNA of Lolium rigidum, 1455 nucleotides long. RefSeq names its product cysteine-rich receptor-like protein kinase 2. Lineage: Eukaryota; Viridiplantae; Streptophyta; Magnoliopsida; Poales; Poaceae. The coding region runs from base 16 to 1278 and encodes 420 amino acids. Gene Ontology annotation, molecular function: protein kinase activity; ATP binding. The record is from RefSeq and is a predicted model, not a curated record. Gene Ontology annotation, biological process: protein phosphorylation. The transcript is spliced from 6 exons.
UGAUAGCAACAGCGCAUGUCACAGGUUGAAACAGCAAAACAAAUCCGUAUUAAUCUGACAUUUUUCUCUUCUGAAUUAUCCGUGGCAGCUCGGCACAUAAUCAUCGUCGUCUUCGCCUCCGUCCUAUCUGCCAUGGCGGCCAUCGGCAUAGCAUUUAUCUGGACAAGAAUGAGGCGCAGGAGAAACCACCUCCACCACGACGACAUGGACGGCUCAGCCGAGCUCAUCCGCGCCAUCGCCGCGUCCCAGCUCGGUUUCCGGUACGAGGAGCUGCGCAAGGUGACGGAUGAUUUCAACCAGAUCAACAAGCUCGGCCAGGGCGGCUACGGUUCAGUUUACAAGGGUGUGCUGGCAGAUGGCCGGGAGAUCGCCGUGAAGCGGCUCUUCCUCAACACGCGGCAGUGGACCGACCAGUUCUUCAACGAGGUGAAGCUCGUCAGCCAGGUGCAGCACAAGAACCUCGUCAAGCUCCUCGGCUGCAGCGUCGAGGGCCCCGAGAGCCUCCUCGUCUAUGAGUACCUCUGCAACACCAGCCUUGAUCACUACCUAUUUGAUGCCUUCAAGAAGAACGCGUUGGAUUGGGAGCGGCGGGCGGAAAUCAUCCUUGGGACAGCGGAGGGUCUUUCAUACCUCCAUAACGCCUCCGAGAUCAGGAUCAUACAUAGGGACAUCAAGGCCAGCAAUGUGCUGUUGGAUGAAAAGUUCAGGCCUAAGAUUGGUGACUUUGGCUUGGCGAGAAACUUCAUGGAAGAUCAGACCCACCUCAGCACCGGCCUCGCCGGAACGUUUGGAUAUAUGGCCCCGGAAUACAUCGUCCACGGGCAGCUGACGGAGAAGGCAGACAUCUACAGCUACGGCGUGCUAGUCCUCGAGAUCAUCACCGGCCGGAAGAACCACAACUCGAUGGCGUCAUCGGCAGAAGGACUCUCCCUUAUGGCACUGAUAUGGAAGCACUACAACACAGGCACACUGAUGGAGCUCCUGGACCUGAACCUCCGGGAGGAAUGCUCGGAGAGGGAAGCUCUCAAGGUGUUCAAUGUCGGUCUACUGUGCGCGCAGGCGUCGCCUAACCUCAGACCGCCGAUGUGGAAGGUGGUGGAGAUGCUGGGCAGAGGGGAUAGGGUGCUGCCACGCCCGACCGAGCCUCCGUUCAUCGACGUAAAGGGGUCGAACGCGAAUAGCUACGGCUCAGGGUCGUCAUUUUCGCUGAAGUCAAACUCCGACAAGUCACCGUUGUCCACAAACCAGUUGUCAGUGAGUGGAGUACAGGCUAGGUGAUCAACAGGGUGUGAAGCAUCAUCUGAACAUUCUUUUCCAUUUUUAUGUUAGGAUGUUGUUGAAGUACUAACUGUAAACGUUGUGAUCACAUAAUCACGCUUGUAAGAUGUAAGUAAGUAUAUAGAGAAUUGUCAAUUUUGUCCAAUAUUCAGAGAAAUGCAGUAUUUUGAACUCUAA